Molecule: messenger RNA, 900 nt
Organism: Trichoderma asperellum CBS 433.97
Lineage: Eukaryota; Fungi; Ascomycota; Sordariomycetes; Hypocreales; Hypocreaceae
Source: RefSeq, a predicted model, not a curated record
CUGAAAUGUGAUGGGCGAUGGGGAUAGGCUAUGGCCAUCGCUUCGGUGUAGUUGUGGGAUUGCUGACGAAGAGGUAUUAUAGCCUAGAUCUACAAGGCAUUUCAAUCAUCAGUUGCCUACAUGUACAACAUAAAGCUCAUAUUACGGAGCGUUGAUGCCCGAGGAGGGAAAAAGAAGAGAGAAUACAUGCCAUUGCUGUUUCUCUGGGGGGAAGAGAGAAAUAUAUGCAGCACACAGCCCCGAGCUUCUCCCUUGCCUACCAUUUCAUGUCCCUGAUUUUGGUCCGAUACUGAAGAAUUCUCAAACAAUGUCUCUCCAAAAGGCGCCCAUCCUAUACACCGACGACAGUCCACGUGUUGGUGGCCGUGAGUAUCUGGGGUGUUUCAGCAUUGACAAAGUCCGGCAACGCCUCGACCAGCCUCUUCUGGAGCCUCUUGGUACUGCCGAGCGAGAAAACGAGACAGCUGUCGAAGAGGAGAUUGCAGCAGUUGAACAAUUUCAGCAGUUGAAAAUCACUUUCUUCCAAACCGCGCUUGCUCUGCUCUCCAUGUCAAUUGCAAUCCCUCGCACAGCACAGCGGGCCUACAGAGUUGGGAGACAUCGAAAUAACUCUACAGCAGCUUCAUCAAUCACAUGAGGCUGGCUGUUGGUUCUGUACAAUCAUCUAUGGUGGCAUCACAGCGGCGUUCUUUGGGACAUUGAGUCAAAGGGCAAGCGUCCAAAGCAUACAUAUUUGGAUGAACGUGAAAGAAAGUGUUCCCAACCCGGUCUUCUACCUUGAUAAAGACAAAGGUUGGUCCUCAUUACAUAGUGCUGGAAUCACAGACUUGGAGAAAUUUUCAGUUGCAAUGCCCCCUUGCCAACAAUUGCUUUCUCGCAGAAACGCACCAUUCUACGUCC